AUGUCUCGACUAGGACAGCUCAUCCCCCUCGUCAUCACCCUCCUCGUCCUCGGCGCCAUCGCCUGGGUCUGCUGGCAGGUCUACCUCUCGGUCGUCAAGAUCCAGGGCGCCGCCUCGGAGCGCAUGGGCAAGAAGAACGUCGUCUUCACCAAGGACGGCGUCCGCGUCGGCGUCAAGCACGUCGCCAACGAAAAGUACGUCGACCAGACCCAGAGCUGGGUCGUCAAGGCGUGGAACCUCGGCGGCGGCAAGAUCGAGGACAAGUCGGGCAAGAAGAAGUGA
Messenger RNA from Verticillium nonalfalfae, 282 nucleotides. RefSeq lists its product as uncharacterized. The coding region runs from base 1 to 282 and encodes 93 amino acids. The record is from RefSeq and is a predicted model, not a curated record. NCBI's taxonomy places the organism in Eukaryota, Fungi, Ascomycota, Sordariomycetes, Glomerellales, Plectosphaerellaceae. The transcript is spliced from 2 exons.